This is a messenger RNA of Macroventuria anomochaeta, 1368 nucleotides long. RefSeq names its product PLP-dependent transferase. Bases 1 to 1368 code for a protein of 455 amino acids. The transcript is spliced from 3 exons. Gene Ontology annotation, molecular function: L-alanine:glyoxylate transaminase activity; L-serine:pyruvate transaminase activity. Lineage: Eukaryota; Fungi; Ascomycota; Dothideomycetes; Pleosporales; Didymellaceae. Gene Ontology annotation, cellular component: peroxisome. The record is from RefSeq and is a predicted model, not a curated record.
AUGACCUCACGAGCCGCGGCGAACUCCCGCCUCAAUCAACUCUCCAAGCACCUCGACUCCAAACCAUUCUUCGAGCUGAACACACCCUUUUCGACGGAACGCAGCGGACAUCUAGAAGACGCACAAGGCAACCGCAUACAGCGCAAUAAGCCUCAAGAACUUAAAAAGCCUGAACCAGAGCAACUACCAAAGAAAGAACAACCACCCAAGAUGGCAUCCUCUCAGGCUCCCCACCCAGCUCUUAUGAUCCCCGGACCCAUUGAGUUCGACGAUGAAGUCCUCAAAUCCAUGAGCUUUUACAGUGAAUCGCAUGUUGGCCAGCCAUUCGUCAACUGCUUCAGCGAAGUUCUUCAAAACCUCCGCAAGCUCUUCCAGACCACUGACCCUGCCUCGCAACCCUUCGUCAUCUCCGGUUCCGGCACACUCGGCUGGGACCAGGUCGCCGCCAACUUGGCUGAGCCUGGCGAGGAGGUCCUCGUACUUCACACUGGAUACUUCGCCGACUCGUUCGCCGACUGCUUCGAGACAUACGGCGUCAAGGUCACACAGCUGAAGGCACCCAUCGGUGACCGACCACAACUUGACGAGGUUGAGAAGGCCCUCAAGGAGAGGAAGUACAAGAUUCUCACAGUCACACAUGUCGACACAUCUACCGGCGUGCUCAGCGAGCUCAAGGCAUUGAGCGACCUCGUUCACAAGGUCAGCCCCGAGACAUUGCUUGUUGUCGACGGUGUAUGCAGUGUUGGUUCUGAGGAGAUCCGCUUUGACGACUGGAAGCUCGAUGUCGUCCUUACAGCAUCACAGAAGGCUAUUGGGUGCCCGGCUGGUCUCAGCAUCCUGAUGGCAUCUGGCAAGGCGAUCGAGGUCUUCAGGAACAGGAAGACAAGACCCACAUCCUACUUCGGUUCAUGGAAGAACUGGCUACCAAUCAUGCAGAACUACGAAGCCAAGAAGGCAUCCUACUUUGCCACACCAUCACCUCAGCUCGUCCACGCUCUUGACACAGCACUCAAGCAGAUACUGUCGCGACCUCUCGAGCAGCGCUUCGCCGACCACAAGGCCGCGUCGAAGAAGAUCAAGCAGGCUGUUGCAGACUUCGGCCUGAAGCAGCUUGCCUCCAAGCCUGAGAACCAGGCCAACGGCAUGACCGCCAUUUACCUGCCCGAGGGCGUCACACCCCCUGACGUCCUCCCCAACCUGCUGAAGAAGGGUGUCAUCUUCGCUGGUGGUCUGCACAAGGAGAUCGCGACCAAGUACAUCCGAUGCGGACACAUGGGUGUCAGCGUAACAGAUCCUAACCGCAAGGACCUGACUAAGGCUAUUGAGAGCUUGAAGGAGGCGUUGACAGAGGUUGGCCACAAAGCAUAG